AUGUCAUCCCACACACCGCAGGGCCAGACCGCGGGCGGACAGCCUCUUGACUUUGCGCUUCCGGUGCCGCCGCCGCUGCUUCACACUCGCUCCACCAACGACAUGCACAGCGCGAACGGCACGCCGUCUUACGACCGCGAUGCCUUCAUCUCGCCUACGCAGACGCCUCAGGGCAGUCCGAGCAAGAACAAACUGCCGCCAGGCGCAUUCGACCUGCCCCACGCCUUUGCCAAUGCAUUGAAGCUGCUGCCGACGGGUCAGGCUAACCACGGCCACGGCCACGGUCACGGCGCGCUGCAGAGCAAGACACAAUCGCCGGCCGGCACGCCGAGCAGGUACGACUACGAUCACGAUCCCUUUGGCGAUGCAAAAGCGGGGGCUCCGGGCAGUCCGAAUCGCAUGACGGGCCAGGAGAACACCCCGCCCACACACCGCCCACAGCUGCAGCAGACACAGAGCUUCGUCAACCAGGCGGCAGCGAGCCGGCAGGCGCCUUACAGCUCCCGCGAAGACCUCUCUCCUACCCGUCCGACCAAGAGCGUUGCGGGAGGGCUGACUGCCGAAGACGCGGAGAAGUUGCAGAAGCCCAGUGUCAAGAGACUGGCCAAUGUGACGCAGCUCUACUUUCUCGAUUACUACUACGACUUGCUCUCAUAUGUUCACAACCGUCAGAAUCGCCUGCAGGCGUUCAAAGCACACAACCCCGUACCCACACCGUCGAUGCCCGCGGGCGAAGUCGACAACUACAACCAGCUGUGGUCGCAAUAUCUCGGUCACGAACGAGCAAACUUGCGCCAGCGUCGCACUCGUCUACGACAUGGCGACUUUCAGAUUCUCACCCAGAUUGGACAAGGAGGAUACGGUCAGGUGUAUUUGGCGUCGAAGAAGGACACCCGUGAGAUCUGCGCUCUGAAGAUCAUGAGCAAGAAGCUACUCUUCAAGCUGGAUGAGGUCCGUCAUGUAUUGACAGAGCGCGACAUCCUCACCAAUGCCAAGAGCGAGUGGCUGGUCAGCUUGCUGUACGCCUUCCAGGACGAUGUUAGCAUCUACCUCGCCAUGGAGUAUGUCCCGGGUGGAGACUUUCGCACGCUGUUGAACAACACCGGCGUGCUGCAUAACCGACACGCCCGUUUCUACAUUUCGGRGAUGUUCCUCUGCGUCGAUGCUCUGCACACUCUUGGCUACAUUCACCGCGAUCUGAAGCCGGAGAACUUCCUCAUCGAUAACACUGGACAUGUAAAGCUCACCGACUUUGGUCUUGCCGCAGGGUUCCUUGCGCCUGCGAAGAUCGAGAGCAUGCGCAUCAAGUUGGAAGAAGUUGGCAAUCUCCCAACAUCUGCGGUUCCCUUUGGUCGGCCGAUUGAAGAGCGUUCCCUGAAGGAGCGUCGGGAUGGUUAUCRAUCCCUAAGAGAGCGUGAUGUCAACUACGCGAAGUCAAUUGUCGGUUCCCCCGACUACAUGGCACCCGAAGUGCUCAAGGGCGAUGAGUACGACUUUACUGUGGACUACUGGUYGCUUGGAUGCAUGCUAUUCGAAGCGCUUGCAGGUUACCCGCCCUUUGCGGGUGCCUCUGUGGAUGAGACCUGGCAGAAUCUCAAGCGAUGGCAACAGGUAUUGCGCAAGCCAGAGUAUGAAGAUCCAAACUACUUCUUGUCGAAGCGCACUUGGGACCUCAUCACGCGCCUCAUCGCUGUGAGGGGCAACCGACUCCACGGCAUCAAGCAGGUCCAGGCGCACGACUACUUCAGGGAGGUGGCGUGGGAUAGGAUCAGAACAGAGCGGGCACCCUUUGUUCCCGAGCUUGAUUCAGAGACGGAUGCAGGUUACUUUGACGACUUUGGCAAUGAAAAGGACAUGGCAAAAUACAAGGAGGUGUUGGAGAAGCAGGAAGCUUUGGAGCGGAUGGCGGAUCGUGGAGGCGACAUGGGUCGCUCGCUGUUUGUUGGCUUCACCUUCAGGCAUCGUAAGCCCGCCACGGAUGACGAUGGCCGGCCGGCCAGCCCGCGCAAGCCACUUACGGACGUCAACGAGAACUUUGGGACAAUGUUCUGA
Messenger RNA from Ramularia collo-cygni, 2052 nucleotides. Its product is annotated as probable serine/threonine-protein kinase sid2. The record is from RefSeq and is a predicted model, not a curated record. Gene Ontology annotation, biological process: peptidyl-serine phosphorylation; intracellular signal transduction. Lineage: Eukaryota; Fungi; Ascomycota; Dothideomycetes; Mycosphaerellales; Mycosphaerellaceae. Gene Ontology annotation, molecular function: ATP binding; protein serine/threonine kinase activity. The transcript is spliced from 2 exons. Gene Ontology annotation, cellular component: spindle pole body. Bases 1 to 2052 code for a protein of 683 amino acids.